Messenger RNA from Eriocheir sinensis (Chinese mitten crab), 4763 nucleotides. RefSeq names its product claspin-like. Lineage: Eukaryota; Metazoa; Arthropoda; Malacostraca; Decapoda; Varunidae. Gene Ontology annotation, biological process: mitotic DNA replication checkpoint signaling; activation of protein kinase activity; mitotic G2 DNA damage checkpoint signaling. Gene Ontology annotation, molecular function: anaphase-promoting complex binding. The record is from RefSeq and is a predicted model, not a curated record. The transcript has 20 exons. Bases 244 to 4338 code for a protein of 1364 amino acids.
CCAAAAUGGGAUAUUAGAAGCGGCGGUGAGUCUCGGGUCAGGGAGGAAUAUAUGGGCAGUACACUUAACUACUACCGCCAUCUUACGGAUAUUGUGCUUGGAAUCUAUGGGAACACCUCAAUGGUUCUGCUCGUGUCAAAUUGGUUACGUGAAGAAGUAUGAUGAUUUUGGGCUGAAUUCACAGAUUGCCUUGACCAUACUUGGCAACCAAAUAUCUUGUAGAAUAUAAAGUAUCUAGAAAUCAUGUUGGCACUUCAAGAUCCAACAGAGAUCGGUGGGGGUGAGGUGAAUCCUGAAGCCAUGAACUCUGAAGAUGAGAAUGGUGUUUCCAUCGUUGUGGGUGAAGUGAAACGCAUGGAUUCCAAAACGGCUAGCAUUGAAAGUGGGGUGAACGGCAUGGAAGAGGAAGACGUUGAAGAUUUUGAUCCUCAAGUGUCAUCAGGAAGGCGCAAAAUGAUCAUAUUGUCUGAUGACGAGGACUCCAACCCACCAAGUGCUUCUGUUCCUAGUCGUCUCAUGGAUAAUGAAGAGGAGAGUGUUGGCCAAAGGAAGCAUAUGAUUACGUCAGACUCGGAAAAUGAAGAUGAUGGCUUGUUUAGUAAGGAAAUAACCAUCCCCAAACCAAAGUUUGUCUACAACCCUGACCUUUUUGAUACUGAACUCUCUGAUGAAGAUCAACCAACAAGAAGUGAUGAAGCACCGCUCACAGCAAUAAUGCCUGAGGAAAGUGAAGAGCCAGUUCCUCAGAAAAACAAAAAGAAGGGAAGCAAACCCAGACAGUCAAGUGUAAGGGCCCAGCAAGAGAUUCAGCGGGAGAUUCACAGUGAGAGUCAGCGGCUGGUGCGUGAAAGUAGAGUCUCCCUUCCUUACCACAGGCCCAAGCAGAGGACAUUGGCGGAGUUUCUUGCAAGGAGGAAGCAAAGCAUGCCACCAGAAAUAAAGAAGCAAAGCCUUAAGAUGAGUAUGCGCAAUAUGGAAGCGCUCAGGUUGUUGGAAGAGAAGAAAAAACAAGCUGAGGAAUUUUACAAGUCAGAUUCAGAUGGUGAAGACCUUGGUGACCUUGAUUGGACCCCAGCAAAAGAGGAUGACAUAGUAGCAACAGAGGAUAAUCUGAUUUCAAGUACAACUACAGAAAAGAAUGACAAACAGAUUGGGUCAGAGAAGCAGCUCAGUUUGUGCACAGGUACAGAAGAGAAGGACAAACCAAUAGAAACUGAAGAAGAGAGUUCAUGUACAACCACACAUUUAAUCAGCAAUGACACUCUCCCAGACCUUCACGCACUACCCACUGAAUCAUCUACACAGAACAUGGAGUCACAGGAUAGCUGUUCUGAGUCUCUCCUUAUAACAAAUCAUGCUGUCGUUUCUUCAGAGGAUAAAGGCAUGGGCACUUCUGAGAACAAUACGCAAAUUAAUGUCUCCAUCUCUUUACACACGGCACCAUCAGGAGACACUGCAAACAAGCAAUACUGUGAAGACACUUCUCCAUUGAUAGAGUGUGUGAAUGAUAAAACUGAGGCUUUGCAAAGUGAGGGUGUGAAGGAAGUUGCCAAUACUAAGGGCACAGAUGAUGAGGAUGAGACAGUCUCAAGUGAGGUAAUGAAUAAGGUCAGCAAAGAAUUGCAUGAGGAUAAUAAAACAAACAACACUGAUAAGGAUGAGCUUCAAACUCCAAAAGUGAAUUUACUGAGAUCUAAGUUGCCUGAAGAGGAGAUUAAGAAAAUUAUGGCAGUGACUCCAAGACUCAGUUUGGGUAAGGAGGGUGAUUUUAUUGAUUUAGAGGAAACAUCUACUCCGAGUCAAGACCCUGGUAUGGUUGAACUCAUAAAUCGCUUUAUGAGGCAUUCAAACAUCAAGCGGAAGCCAGCAGAAAAACGGGAGGUCAAUCUCAACAUUGUGAGCAAGGAGGAUGAUGGUUCAGGAGGAAAAUGCCUCGUGUCUUCGAAUCUGCAGGUGACUUUGGAUGCUGAAGAAGAAGAGUCAAGUGAGACUGUGCCAGGUGCCCGCCUCACCUCCCUCAAGACUGCCCUGAAGGCCAGAAUUAGGGAACAACGGGAGAAACAGAGACUCAGGAGGUUCCAAGAGAAGCAGUUUAUGGAGACAGAGGAUAUUACUGAAGGCUUUCAGUAUGAAGACAACCUUCCUGAUGAAGAAGCAGAAUUAACAGAUCGAAGUGAUACGGAUUAUGAAACAGAAUCUGAGCCGGAAGAAAAUGACAUGCCCUUAAUUGAUAAGAAAGUAAAGAAGAAUUGCUUCAUGGAUGACGAAGCAGAGGAGGAGAAUGAAGAGGAGUUGGAGCCUAAUGCCAAUGACUCUGAAAAUGAGGAGGAGUGCCCAGCACCCAACAGUGAUGAUGAGAAUGACACAUCAGAAGCCACUAAGGAAAGAAAGAGAAUCAUUAAAGACCCUGAAGAUGAAAGUGAAGAAGAGGAAAGUAGAAGCCUCACACUGAACUGGGAAGAGACUCAAGAUGUGCGACCUAAUUCUGAUUCAGGAGUCAUUUCUCGCUCCAAUACAGAUGACCUGUUUCCCGGCUCAACUUUAAAGAAGGGUGAAUCUUUGGACAAGGACACAAGCACUGCAUCUUUUGACUCCAGCUUUGAACUGUACGGGUCAGUGAUUGCCGGGCACCAGCCAGGGGGCGGCACGAAGCACAGUGGUGAAACAGAACCUGCUCAGGCCCUCACAAAGAACAAGUCAGGCAGCUUCAGUAGUAUCACAAGCAGCAGUAACAUGAGACAGCAAGAGCUCACUUUACCAGCAGACGACUCUUUUGAUAUCUUUAAUACAGAGGCCACUAGUGCCUCCCAAGGACUUGUUUUACCCUUCACCUACACUGAUUCAACACAGCUCCUUGAAUCAAAUAAGGAAACUGAUGGAAUGCCCAAACUCCAGCUGGACUUCAGUAGAAUAGAUGGGACACAAAACAAAGAUGAUCUGAUUGACCUCUGCUCUGGUCAAUUUACAGUCCAAGCAGCAGAUAGUAGUCAGAUGACAGAUCUGUGUGAGGACCAUGUCAGCCCUACCCAGGAAAUGAGCGAUCUGCUUGGCUUGUGCACGGGUCGUUUUGCCGGUCCCAAGGCGGCUCAGUCCAGCCCACUGAAGACUACUCCAGGUGGCCCUGCAAUGCUUCCCCUCUCUCAAGACGAGCCUGAUGAUGAUGAGCUUCUUGGGCUGUGUACUGCAAAAUUUACAAUGUCUGACAGCCAGGCAGAAUCACAAUCAGAAGCAAAAGAAGCCAGGAUGACAAAAAAGGAUAAAGAUAAGAGAGAAGAUUCACCCCAAAUGGUUAUUUAUUCUUCUGAUGAAGAGGACUCGGUGGAUGUGAAGAAUAAAAGUGUAAGAAGACUGAAGCGAAAAAGAGUUUUAGAAUUUUCAGAUGAUGAAGAUGCUCAACAACCUUUAGCAUUUGAUGAUGAGGAAAAUGAAGUGCCAAUGACAGUGUUUUCUGGCUUUAAAGACCAAACCAAAGGUGGUAUAAGAGCAGACUUUUUAGAAAACGAAGCAGAGUUGUCUGGCUCAGACGAAAAUUCAGAUGAUGAAAUGGAACGUAGUGAUGAUGAUGACAUGGAGGAAGAGGAAGGAGACCUGGAACAUUUUGACAGCAAUGAACUCAGGAAUCAGGUCGGAAAGGCUCAUCUGAGGAGUCUGCUAGAUUCAGACAAGCGUGAAGUCCGGCUCCUGCAAGAACUGUACUUAGAAGAUGGAGAACUUCACGGUCAGGGUCGCAGCAGACAGUUCAGGUGGAAGAAUUUAGACAAAAACAUUGAAGAGGAUGAAAGAAAGAGAUUAUCUGAUGAUGAUGAAGGGAGUGAUGAUAACAUGGAAGAUAGUCAAUGGAGGAAGCAGAAGAUUGAAAGAGAAAAAUUCUUGGAAGAGCAGAGAGCCAAGCAGAUGGUAGACUUAGAAGCAGAGUCUUUUGAAGUAAACAGCUGGGGAAAAGCACAAAAUCUGAUGAAAAGAGAUUUGGAGAACAGGAAGCCAUCACCUCUUGCUCCUGCAGUUCCUCAAACAACUAGGAUGAAGCCCAGCUUUUCCUUCAAGUUACAACCAAAGAGGGGGUCCUUCCUGAGCCGGGACAAGUCAACAUUGGCUCGCAUAGCUGAGUUCACAAAGGACCAGAGGGAUGUUGUGGGAGGUGCCAAGCAAAGGGGCAACUUUGUUUUCCAGCAGCUUUCAGCAGACGAAGUACAGGAAGAGAAACUGGAAGUAGAAAAGGUUGAAGUCACCCUUCAAAAGAGACACAGCUUGCCCAUUACCAAAAAGGCAAAAGUGGAUCUGUCUUCUAAAGGCAGUGGUAACAAUCGGUUGUCAUCAGUUAUAUUCAAAUAUUUAUAGUUUUAUUACUAUGUACAGCAUAGUUACAUGAGAUAAUUUAUUUGUAUAUAUUGAAAAAUUAGCAAAAAAAUUAUUAAAGUUUGUAUAUUGUGCCUACACUGAUGAUUUAAAAUCUAUAGCUUGGAAUCCUUUUCUGUGAACCAUGAUAAGAGAAGACAUGAGUAAAGUGUGAAAGGAAUAUGGUUUUAUAAGGGUUGUGUUAAGUCACAAGUGCAAUGAAUGAUUAGUAAGCUAUGAAUGAAUGCCUGCCAUUAAUAUACAUGAACUGUGGAAGUUCUGAGUUUUGUGAGCAAGAAUUUUAAUGGGAGUUUUAUUUUGCAAUUAAAUAUGAAGAAACUGUGUCAAAAGGUAUUUAUUUUAAACUUUGUUCUUAACCUUGAAGGUAUUAGCAAAUAAAAUAUCCACUGAAUUAAAAAAAAAUGGUU